This is a messenger RNA of Melanotaenia boesemani (Boeseman's rainbowfish), 1867 nucleotides long. RefSeq names its product mirror-image polydactyly 1 (gene mipol1). The coding region runs from base 340 to 1734 and encodes 464 amino acids. The transcript has 14 exons. Lineage: Eukaryota; Metazoa; Chordata; Actinopteri; Atheriniformes; Melanotaeniidae. The record is from RefSeq and is a predicted model, not a curated record.
UAUUUCAGCUCAACACGGGCAGGGGGCGCGAGUCCAGGGAGCCAGCGGCUUCUCCGCUCGGUUCAAACCGGAUAAGAAAACGGAAACAGUGGCAGAAGAAGAAAGAGGAGGCGGAGUAGAUCAGUGAUAGUAGUAGAAAAGGGAAGAUAAGUUGUAGGAAAAUUUGCGGUCGUUCAGUUUCGGUCUGUAACUUACAUCAAACUCAACUUGAAGUUCUGGUACCGGAUAAAAGAACCGGGACUUCGCGGUGGGACUCGUGAAACCAGUCUGAAGAGUCCAGAGGGAAUCAGUUUGUCCUCAUGGACCCCUAGCAAGGAGCUCAAGGACUCCCUGGUGGACAUGUACAGAGGCUGUUUGUUUGAUAUUUCAGCUAAUCCCAGAGUGAAUGUGGAACUGCGACAGCGCCUGCCUUCACCUUCCCGACUGCCCAUCAGUGGUUCUGACAGGUUGGAGAGCAACGUUAAGAAGGACCUCAGCGGCCGGCCCCAAGCCUCUCAGAACCUUCUGGAUUUUCCUGUCUCCUGGUCUCCGUCCCCUGUCUCCCACAGGAGGUCCGUCUCCCCCACCUCCUCUCCAUCUUUCAGGAACUCAGCAUCUCCGUUGUCCUUCAGCUUUCAGAAAGCUCCAGGGGAGAUGGAGGCAGACCUUUCUCCUAGCAGAGGCCCUUCUCCGUGGGCAGAGAGCUACAGGGAUUCCCCAGAUGAAGGUCCAACAUGUAGAGGUCCUGGUAGCCCUGGUCUGAGACCUCACCUGGUUACUGCUGGUGACAACCAUCAUCAGACCUCUGCAUCAGCUCCGCUCCACAGCUUUGAUCGAGACAAAAACAUCUCAUUCUUACUGAAGGAACUCGACUCUCUGCGAGAAGUAAACAACAAGCUGCAGGAGCAGCUCGUCCACAAGGAGAAGGAGCUACAGAGGAGGGAGCUGGAUGAGGAGUUGAUGGAGGAGCAAAGGGAGGCCCGACACUGGGAGAGACCCACAUUGGUGCUGGAGGAGGUGCUGGCAUCUCAGAAGGACAGAGAUCAGGCUCUGAUGUCGCGUCUCCUGCUGGCCAAUGAAGAGAGAGACGAGGCUUUGCUUCGCGCCCGCAGACUGCAGCAGGCGGCUGGUUCAGAAGAUCUCCACCUGCAGGACUCUGACAUGGACGUGGAGGAGCUCCUUCAGGGAAUCUGUGAAGCCGACUCCAUCCAGGACAUUCAUCAGUUUGGUUCUGUUCUCAUUCAACGUCUUCAGUUGGCACGGCAACGGCGUCAUGACAUCACCUCUCAGGAGAUGACAGCUGUGAUGGAGGAGAGAGACAAAACUGUUGCUAAGUAUAAGAAGCUGGAAGAGGACCUGCUUCAGCACAAGGAGCAGUGGGCGAGCCAGGAUGAGCUGCUAAGGCUCCAGAGGGAGAACGAUGCAGCUCUGAAAGACAGACAGCGACUGGAGGCGGAGAUUCAGGCACUACGAGCCAAUCACAGCUCUGAUGACCUCACUUCUCCCUCGCUGUCCAGUGAUGUCAUGUCUCCGUCAGACAGCUUGGCGGCAGCUCAGGAGGCCCCGUCCCCUCAGUCCCCCGCCCUCCUGCUGCAGCUGCAGCAGUUGUCCAGAGAGAAGCAGAGCAUGGAGGCGGAGCUUCAACGCUGCCAGGAGGCGGAGCGAGAGGCCAGCGAGAGAGUCCGCAGGUUGGAGCGUCUGGUGGAGGUGCUGAGAAAGAAAGUUGGAACAGGAAGUCUCCGUGCCGUCAUCUGACUCCUGAUGGUCUGUCUCAUUGGACCGAGCUGUUCGUUCCGGAUGUUCUCAAUCUCUGACCUUUGACCUCUGUCUCUGAUUGAAGCUGAUUUUUACUUUUUCUGUCAUUAAAUAAAAUCAUCAGUCAUCUUUA